This is a messenger RNA of Hansenula ciferrii, 420 nucleotides long. RefSeq names its product C-terminal helicase domain-containing protein (gene PIF1). The transcript has a single exon. NCBI's taxonomy places the organism in Eukaryota, Fungi, Ascomycota, Saccharomycetes, Phaffomycetales, Wickerhamomycetaceae. The record is from RefSeq and is a predicted model, not a curated record. The coding region runs from base 1 to 420 and encodes 139 amino acids.
AUGAUUAAUAUAAGAAAUAUUGAUGUCAAUAACGGUGUUUGUGAUGGUAAAAUUAGAGCUUUGCUUUUGAAAAGACAUAAUAAUGUUCUUGAGUGCCAAAUUAUAAAUCCUGGUGCUCAUUUUUUGAAAAAAGUUUUCAUUCAUAGAGUUUUAUUUGUCCACGAGGUUAGUGAUGAUUUUUCCGUUUCCUUCAACAGAUUGCAGUUACCUAUAAAACAGUGUUUUGCUAUUACCAUCAAUAAGGCUCAAGGGCAAACACUCUCAAGAGCUGAUUUAGAUGUUUCUAAAUAUCAUCCUUUUAGCCAUGGCCAGUUUUAUGUUGCUUUAACAAGAGUUACCAUUUCUAAUAACCUCUUUUUUCUUCUCAACUCACAACCUCAAAACAAUGGUAAUUCUGUUCAAGAUAUACUUCCAUGUUGA